AAAAUUCUAUAUUUGGAGUUUUGAAAUUUUUUUUAAGAGAAAAGAAUUCUUUUUUUUUUUGGCAACAGAGAAAUUUUUUUUAUAUUUGAAGUUAUAAGGUCUUUUUUAGAGAUGAUUCUAGGGUGGAUAAAUCUCUAGUAUUCAUGAUGAUUAAUUCAACAAUAGUAGUCGGCCACUAUAUUAUCGAGUUGUACGUCUGCAUAACUGAUAUAGUUUCCAGUCUCCGUGUGUGUCACUGUCAAAAUUUUAAGCUGUAAAGAAAUUUUUUUUUAAUCGAUGUUGAAAAGUAGUCGAUUUUGGUUCACACGGUUGAACAGAAAGAGUCAUAUGAGCGUUGUUGGAUGUUGAUAUAAGUCAACGUACACUCUUGCUCAGGACAACUAUACUACGAUUCUUCUGGACUAAUAUGAAUAAUGAAAUGGCAAGGAAGUCGUGUCUUUGGAUUUUCCUAGAAGAAGGGGACAAAACACUCUCUCUUAAAUUCAAAUCUUAGCCAUUUCUUUAUCAAUAACGAAUCUUGAAGCAAACGUCGAAACCGUGUUUACUUUUUGAUCCCUAUUUAUUUCGAAAUAGUAAUGGUUUUAAGAAUAAAAAAAUAUAUCAAAAUGAGGUUUGGCUUCCUCUAUAUAUGUAUGACAAUACUUGCAAAGACCAAAUAUAAGACGAAGAAGAAAAUGGGUUCGAAGUCUCCAAAUAUUGCUGCACUUGUGUUGCCACUGCUUCUUAUACUGUUCUCUCUUUCCUCUCAAGCUAGACUCGUCGAAUCUAGUGGGCGCAAACUGGCAGCGUGGGGGUUUGGGGGAGCGCCUAUCAUAGGGACACCAUCUUCAAACUCAUGUGGGGCUUCUCCAGCAAUAUGGUAUCCGAAACCUACGAACCCCCGACCAUGCAGGCGGACUCCAGGAAUUGGCAUCCCUACUUCUCACCAAUCUCCUUGAUACGAUCACUUAUAUACUUCGCGUUUACCUGUCUCUAUGUCAGACUUUUGAAGUUAUAUGCAAUAAUCUAGUGUAUGAGGUUUUAUGAUCUGGUUUCUUGUCUAGUGUAACCGGACGACGGUUUGUUGCCUACUAUGAAUCAGUGAGCGAACUAAUAAUGCUUAUUGGAAAUAAUACUUAGUAAGAGUAUUUUUAUUCCGGAUGUCUGAAGAACUACUCAAAGUACAAUAAAAUAAACGAUUUUAAAUUGUUA
Molecule: messenger RNA, 1191 nt
Organism: Brassica rapa (field mustard)
Lineage: Eukaryota; Viridiplantae; Streptophyta; Magnoliopsida; Brassicales; Brassicaceae
Source: RefSeq, a predicted model, not a curated record